AUGCUCCCGACUGCUCCACCUAUUGACGUCAAUAAGAACACCUCGUGGUUUUCGUAUCCUGGAGUCUGGACGACAUAUCUAAUCAUUGUCGUGCUGGUGUGGCUCUUAAUCCUCAUAAUCUUCCAGUGCAGUGUCGCUUCCGCUUGCGCUGCUGUCAAUAUUAUCCAUUUCGUGGUGACAUUCUACCUUUUCCACUGGAAAAAAGGUUCGCCCUUCGCUGAAGACCAGGGAUUAUACGAUAAGCUUACCUGGUGGGAGCAGAUUGAUGGCCGUAGGCAGCUCACACCCAACCGCAAGUUUUUGACCAUGGUUCCUGUUCUAUUAUACCUGGUGACAUCCUUUUACAUGCGGCAUGAUCCUAACUCUGAGCUUUUCUUCGUCAUCAACACAGUUCUCGUGUUUGCACUUGUCAUUGCCAAGCUUCCAGCUCUUGACAAAGUCCGGAUAUUUGGGAUCAACUUUGACUAG
Molecule: messenger RNA, 468 nt
Organism: Closterium sp. Yama58-4
Lineage: Eukaryota; Viridiplantae; Streptophyta; Zygnematophyceae; Desmidiales; Closteriaceae
Source: the annotation of a GenBank genome assembly